Molecule: messenger RNA, 566 nt
Organism: Volvox carteri f. nagariensis
Lineage: Eukaryota; Viridiplantae; Chlorophyta; Chlorophyceae; Chlamydomonadales; Volvocaceae
Exons: 3
Coding region: 207-566 (119 amino acids)
Source: RefSeq, a predicted model, not a curated record
AAUCCAGGACAUUGGAAGCGUGAAGAGCCAUACAUAUAACGACCAUAUAUUAAAAAUAGCUAGCCCGCGCCUGCUAUUUCUGUCAACGCAUUGUGCUGAAACAUCUUUGCGCCUCACCCACGCGCGUGCUACUAGAAAGCAAUAUUCAAUAGCCUCGAUAUCGUGCUCCGCGUUGCGCCUAUCCUGGAGCUCCGGCAAGGUCGGGAAUGGUAUCCAGGACGGCAGCUGAGGACGCCGUUCGAAGAGUGGUCAGCGGCCCAGAACGAGGAGACCUGCUGUUCUUCAUCGGGGAGCAAACUGAUGACCAACUGAGCCAGUGGAGGAUCCUGGACACAGACGGCGAUUCAGCAAUUGUCGCCUUCGUGAGGCGGAAGGCCCAAGGCUCGCUGCCGGCUGCUGCUGGUGAGCAUUACCACGAGGCUGUAUGUCCAAUGGGCAUCAAUAAGGGAUCUGUCGGGGAAAGCAGGUUCUUCAAUCCAACUGUUAUUCUCAUGUCCAUGACCAACCCAUUUCACGAGAUAUCGUGUCAGGGUACGGUUUCGGAGUUUCCGUUGAUCAUGAUCUAG